Numida meleagris (helmeted guineafowl) is the source of this 7637-nucleotide messenger RNA. RefSeq lists its product as uncharacterized. Gene Ontology annotation, biological process: cell migration; cell-cell adhesion. The transcript is spliced from 6 exons. Gene Ontology annotation, molecular function: actin filament binding; beta-catenin binding. The record is from RefSeq and is a predicted model, not a curated record. Gene Ontology annotation, cellular component: adherens junction; catenin complex. The coding region runs from base 1321 to 5277 and encodes 1318 amino acids. Lineage: Eukaryota; Metazoa; Chordata; Aves; Galliformes; Numididae.
UCCUGCGGCUUACCCUCCAUCGGCGAACGGAUGCAGGGAAAGCCAGAAGAGGCAGCAAGUCUGCCCGUUUUCUGUCUCCUACGCCAAACGAGAGAUGAAUUUCUCCUUGGCAAAGCAGCUUGGCACCAGCGUCCUCGUGGUGUGCCAGAUGCCAUCCCCGCGACGUGCCGGUCCACGAUGCACCGGGCUGCACGUGCUGACGGUGCGGGCGAUGCGCUGGGGAGGGCCCUGUGCCCUUCAGACCUGUGUUUUUCAAAGCAUCCGCGGCGGGGGGAAUUAAUUCAUAAAUCAUUAAUUUGCCCGCGUGGCUUCAGAUCGCUGCUAUCCGGAGCUCUCUGCAGGUGCAGAACUCAACGCCGGGGAGGGGAAGGGGCCAGGCCAGGUGAUCGCUUGUGCAGCCCGGGCUCAGGUAACACCGGCUGCCAUGGGAGCUGCUGAGAGCUGAGCUGUCACACACACACGGGCUCUGCUUACAGAGGGGCUGGGAUGCUCCAGGUUACACGCGCAGCCUGAGCAGCACAACGCCUUCCCUCCUGCAGGCUGGCGCUGCGCUCAACGCUCUGAUGGCAUUGGGGGUUUCCUCCAGCCCCAGGUUGCUGCUGAAAUCGAUCACCAACGCACACUGCAAAGGAUCCCGAACCAUCCCGGGUUUUAUUUCCUUUUUUCUCCAGGUGGGACACAAUGGAACCUGUUUAUCUCUGUGAUCUCGGAAUUCCGACAGAAAGCAGAGCUGUCCAGAGGAUCCUCUGCCCCAUGGCCGCAGAGCUCUGCCAUCUAAUCCUCGCCCUGGAACAGGAAGAUGGAAUGUGUCAGACCUUACCCAACCUAGAGGAGAACGCAGAAGAAUUAGCCAAAGCCACCGACGAACUCGCUUCUGCCGCCAGAAGGUGAUUUUGCUGGGUGGUGGGUGGUACUUGUGGGAUGGGGACGAGCUGAACCCCAUGGCUUUUCUUCCAGGUUGGCCGAGCAGUCCGGUGACAAGGUGUACCAGGAGGAGACACGGCUCACGGCCGAGUCCCUUGUGCUGGCAGGGAGGCACGUGCUGCAGGCAGCCCGCCAGCUGCGGGGACAGCCAGACAGCCCUGGGCACAGGGAGGUGCUGGCUGCGGCAGCGAAGGGCGUCCUAACAGAGACCGUGAAGCAGCAGAUACAGUAUCAUUUCCAGAGGGAUGCAACAGCAAUGCGUAACCUUAGCCGCACUGACUGUACCUUCUGCUGUGCUAGAUCCUUCGGAUCGAAGGUGCUGCUGGGGCAAGGCGGAUCACGCAGGCUGCCAGCUGGCUGUUGGAGUGCCUGGGCACGCUGCGGGAUGCAAGGGACAUGCCAGGACUGCUGGCUGCUUUCCGGGACUUCUCCGAGGCCUUGCUUCUGCUGAGCAAUCUGACAGCAAAGCACCUCGAGGAACUCCAAGACUCUCCUCGACGGACCAGCUUGGCCCAGACUUUGCAGCUCCUUCAGAAGCGCGUUCCUUUGCUCCAUGCAGCCAAGCACGGCCACCUUAAGCGCUCCUGGGCUCAACAAGACAACUUCUCCCAAAGCUAUGCUUUCCAGCUGAUGGAGAGGACCGUCCAAGAGCUUGUUUCCUUGCUUGUCGACAGCACAGGCAGCAAGGAGCUCCAGGACGGACACGGGACCUUCUCCCAGCACGUGCAUAGGCUGCUGGCUCUCCUCUGCCGCCCAGACCCAGUGCAUCUCUCCGACAGCGAGUUCAGCGCUCACGUGGAAGCAGUAGUUUUCUACUGCAUGCUGCUAGCAGAGACGUGCAGGCCAGAUCUGAAGCAGGAGCUGGUAAAACGUUGCUGGGUUCUCCUGCGGCUCAGAAAAAGCAUUUGCUGCCACGUAAGUCAGCAGGAGGGACGGACAGGGCCAAGCUUGGGAGAGAGCAGCCUGAAGGAGAAAUGUCACACCAUGGGAAAGGAGGUGGAGAACCUUGACCAGGCCGUGCUCAAAGCUACUCUGAACCAAAUCCUCGACACCUUCUCCGAAGCCAAGGAGCCCUUGAGGCAGUUAGUAGAAGAAGCGCUUACCCUUGCAGGGACAGGGUGUUUUCCAGCAGGGCAGGGAGCAUUACUGAAGAAGCUUCAGCCUCUCACUGCCACCUUUUUCACACAUGCCCAGCAGAUGCUCAGAGUGGCAGGCUUUGUCCUGGCCAGGUGCACCAAAACCCAAACUGCCAGAGAAAUCCAAGACUGGGUAGAGUACUUAAAGAGCCUCCUUGCCAGUCUCCCUCCAGUGCUCACAGAAAUGAGCAGAAAUCCAGCCCAUACGAGCACUGCUCAGCAGCUGCAGUCCUUGUACCACGCGUGGGCUGGAACAACAGAAAGCCUCUCGCAGUGUUUCGAGGAGACAGUCAGCAUGCAUGAAUUCCUGAAGCUGUCCAUCCAGGAAAUGGCCAAGCACAAGGAGUGCUGUGACGAGGCCCUACAAAGUGAGGACCCCGAAAGGCUCUCCUGGCAUGCCACUAGCCUCACCAGUUGGGCUCACUGGGUCGCUGAAGCUGCUGCCAGGUACGUGGAUAGAGCCACAGACCCCAUUUUCAGGAAUGGCUUGCUGGUCUGGGUUGAACAGCUGGCCAAGUCUGUUCUUGAGCUGAAAGCAGCCACGGCCCUUUGCCUGGAGAGACGCUCCUGCCUCCAAACUAGGGAUGCCUUUUCAAAGACAGUGAGCUGCCUGAUGGAUUCUGCUCACCGUGUUCGGGAUGGGCUGGAUGGGUCCAACCACCCAGAUAUCCUCAGCCCUCUCCGGGAACAAGUACGGAGCACUGAUGUUGCAAAGGAGCUUGAACUCAGCUCACCCUACGCUGGGUUAAAAAACGUUACCAGUCAAGCUCAAUUGCAAGAUGAUGUCUUAAGUCAUCCGUCUCCACAAGCAGGUAACUCACACCCAGAUGUUGCUCCAAGGAAAGGAGAAAUGCAGCCUGUCAUUACAGCACUCCUAGAAGCAACAAGAGCCCAUGAUACAGCGGCUGUGAACGCCGCUUGCUCCGCCUUGCUCGAACUCUCUAACUGCUGUGUCAAUGCAGCAAAGGAAGCGCUGCCUGUUGCUGCCUCUCCCCUGAUGGAGAUGCUGGGGCAGUACCAGAAGAUGAUCUUACUGACACAGUGUGUCAUUAGCUUGGCCAGGGAAAUAGCCCCAGGGCAGCUCCAGCGUCAAGGCAGACUUCUCCAAAUGGCACUCACUCUCUCAGAAACCAUCUGUGAGACCAAAGAGUGCCUGGCAGCCGUGGCAGGCUCUUGGUACAGUCUGUCUCAACAAGUACUGGGCUUUAUCUUGGCUGCUGACUUUAUGAGCGGCAAGCAGGCUUUGGAUGAGACCAUGAUGGGCUUAGCAGGAGCGGUUCAGUUAGCAGAGGACAUUGCGAGCAUGGCCUGUAGUAAGCAAUAUCCCAUUUGUCCUGGCGUAUGGGAGAAUUUUCUACAAGUCCAAGCCAAAUUUUCACACGCUCAGAUGAACACCAAAGUGUUACUUGAGAAAGCAAUGUCCUUCAAGGGCUCCUGCAAGCUGGGAGAGGCCAUCCUGGAGCUGCGCUGUGUCCAGUGGGCUAUCAGCAUGCACGUGCUCCUGGGUGCUGUGGAUCAGUUCAUAGGCAAAGACAUCCUGUUCCUGAGGGAGCUAAGAAGUGCCAUGAAGAACAAGCUUUGUUCGCAGAGCCUCUUGGCUGCUGUGUCUGAGAACUCCCUGAGGCUGCAGGAAGCUGCCCAGCUCUCUUACUUCACUUGCCCUGAGGACUGCAGUCGCAGUGAAAUCCUCGCCCUCAGGGAAGAGAUAAACGUGCUAAUGGAAGCACUGCUGGAUGCCUCCAAUACACUCUUGGUCUCCCCGCUGCCUACUGCCAGCUUGUACGUUCGCUUUGAGCUCCUGCAGAGAGACUUGGCCCUCAGGGCCAAGGCAUUAUUGCUCCACCUGGAGAAAGCCAACACUGAACAUCUACAAGUCAUUCGAGAUGUGGUUGGACCAGCCCUGUCUCCCCUCCCCGAGGAGUGCAGGGAGAUGAGCCAAAAAGCUUUUAAAGAGAAGGCAAGUCGGCUAAUGGCCAACGUUCAGUGGGUCAAAACCACCCUCCAAGAUGUCCUGGAGACCACCGCUCAACUGCAGUCGCAGGCAGACCUGCUCUCUGUUGCAGACCACCUCCUGGUGCUCACAUCUGAUGCAGUGGGCAGCGCCAGCCAGCUCUUCCAAAGCCACCAGGACAAAAGGCAUCUCCACCUAGACAUCAUUGUCUGGUACUGGUCAGCUAAAGCACACUACCUUGCCACGCAGCUUCAGGCUGUCCAGGGCAUCAAUGGACACAUCCUGGAGCUCAUGAGACAACACCUGCAAAACGUGGGGGACCAGUGCUCCCCAGGGCAGUGCAGCAGCACAGCCAAGCUCUCCCCAGCCCGACAGCUUCAUGCUCUGAGGCCCACUAAGUCAGCAGAAACUUGGCAGAGCGGGAGCGGACAAGCAAGCAGAGCUGUCAGAGAGGCACGUGAAAUGCGAGAGAACGGUCCUCUCAGUACCUUCUUUGCAAGCAGCCCUGGGAAGCAGGAGAGAGAAGACAGUAUCAGAAUGCAGGGAGGUCCCAGCAGGAUGCCCCAGAUCACCAAGGACAUGGCACUAAGGAUGCUUCACAUGACUCAGUUCCUGAGGAAGAAGGGCCCCAUCACGAGCAAGGAGCAGCUUGUUGCCUGCGCCAGGCAACUUGCUUCUGACGGGUUGGCAUUUGUUACGUUCGGCCGCGCCGUUGCGAAGAUCUGCCUGGACAAGAGAUGUUCCACGGAGCUGCUGCGCGCCGCGGAGCAGACCCACACCAUCAGCAGCCAGCUCGCCAUCGUGGCCAGGGUGAAAGCAGUCACUGCAGAGAGCAAGUCCUCUUCUGAGCUGCUCGUGAGCAACGCACAGAACCUACUUCAAGCAGCUGGGCACGUUCUGAAGGCAACCGAGGCAGCAUGCAUCAAGGGCUUGCGGCAGCCUGCUCCUGACUCUCAAGAAGCAGCAGCAGCUGCUUUUUGCACCGAGUGGAGAAAAAACCUGUUGUGGCACAGAGCCAAGCAAUGCUUCAACUCAGACAGGGAUGAAUUAGGCCUCCGCAAGACUCAGGCGAGGGCUGAGCCCACGCUCACAGCCAUGGUGCAAGGACAGUCGCCUCUGACUGACAGUACCGCCAGGUGUCCCACAUCUAUUACAGGACACGCCAUCACAGGCAACCACCUCCAGAAACACGAAGGGACUUCUGCUGCAGAUGAGCUGCCCCACUUUGAAGACAUGAGGUGGCUGGGGCUCUUUGGCAGGCAGUGAGGCUUCUCAAAUGUUGAUGCAGGGAAGACACCAUUUCAUGGGGUACCUUCACUACAUCUUUCGAGAAGCGCCAGUUUUUGUGCUCUCCAGCACCCAAGGCGCGAACAGAAGGCUGCAGGAACACACUUGUAGCAACAGCAGCAAACGUGGCUGGUAGGAUCAGAGGAUCAGACUGUGUUGCUCACUGCCUGCACCAGAAAGCCUCAGAGCUGCAAGGUCUUUCUGAGGGCCCCGUUCUUUGGCACACUGUCAAACUCCUCCUCAUCUAGCAGCACUGAGCAACGCUAACAGACACCCCCCUACAUACAGAAGCUAGAAAUCUCCUUAAAAGUCUUUUUUUAUCACAGGGCAGCAACAGCAGGUGCUGAUCUAGGAACGCUCAGUCCUUCUGAAUUGCAGAGGUUGUCUUACUCUUCCAAAUCCCCAGGGCCGGCAGGAGCAGUUUGUCACACCUGCUGGCCCUGACUCAGCAGAUCCUACAGCCUGAAGUGAGACUUUUCUCCAGAAUUCCAGGGCGCACAGUCACAGUGAAACAUUCAGUGCUGAUGCUCACCCACCUUGCAACGACGGGCAUCUGGAACAUCCAGGACCCCCGAUACUGGCUGCUCCUGUUACUGCUCUCCACAGCCUCAGAAAUGAGUCGCAAGCGUCCGAGGGAAAGGCUGCUCUGUGCUGGAGGAAGGGAUGGAAGCAAGCGCUUUUCCUGCAAAAGACACAAUGAUUUCUCACAGCACAUCAGACUUUAUUUGCUCUGUGGUUGCCAUCCGUCCCAGCUGAGCUCAGUGUGACAGGACUGUCCCCACGCACCUUCCUGCCUUUCUGCUGGGCUCAGACACCCCCCAACACCUUCCCCUUGGCUUACAGGUAGGUCAGGACUUGCACCGUAGGAAGAAUCCUCUCCACAUUUCAAGAGAGAGCAGCAGCAGCAGGCGCACCAGUGCAACCUUGAGCUCAGGGAAGAAAUCUGCAACAAACAAGCAAGCAAGCACAGGCAGAGAGGAAGCAGCCCACGGUACUGCAGCUGCGGAUGCCCUCGCGGAGCUGCUGGCCAGGCCCAGCUGGAUCAUGGAUGGAAGGAAGGAAGGAAAAAGGUUACACAAAGUAAGUUGCAAGGACAAGCCAGCCCCUUUCUGAUGACAUUUUCUCCUUACCUUGUCCUCCUCCUUGCCCCAGAUGGAGCCCUGCAUUAUAUUAAAGGUACUGACGUGGCAGUCGAUCUCCUGCGUUUGAAACGAGCAUUCUGGGUGCCCCUACCAAAACACAACCCAUUUCCAUCUGCAGCUCCCAAACGGAUCCAUACCUGGACCAACAGCAAACCACCCGAGAUCCUCCAGCUACCUCAACUGCAAGGCAGAACAUUUUGCCCCUGGUAUCAGCAUUUUUCCUUCGACCCUUAUUUUCCCCAUCCUUUGAAAAGAAGUCAGAGUUCAAUUUGGUGAUGAUGUCCUCGCUGCCCUGCAGAAGCAGUAACUCCAGGUUGCUGCUGUCCAUCCUGCAAGUACGGUCUAAUAACCUUUCACAUCUAAACACGAUGUGGCUACUUCUCUGUUAUCUAAGUUCUCAAUUAUUUUGAGUGUUAUUUACAAUAUCAUUCGUACAAUUUAUACUCUAAGAAAGUAAACUGAAACCACUAUUGCCUUCAGCAGCACCUUCCCUGCCGUGUUUUGUGCACACAGAACUCAGCUUCCCUCAGCUCAUCCAAGCCCUGCUCAGCAAUGCAAGGGAGCUCACGUUCCGGCCUGGAUCCCUGCCUGUCUGCCAGGCACAGGAACCAAAACCACCGAAUUUGCCACAAAUUCCAUCACAUCCCAGUCGCCAGCACUACCCAGGCCAACGCACAGAGAGCGAGAGGAAAAGGUCCACCAAGGAAGAGGCUUAAUGCAAAGAAACAUUCCAAGUGGGCGGGAACCAGAUAGCAAUUGAGCAGACUGCAAAAUUUUAUUUUAAAUGUAGCUAGCUAGGAAUAACUACAUUUCCUCUAUAUAAAAAGCAACCCAAAAGGCAAAACGAGAGAGGCUUUGAGGACAGUUGCGCUCUCGGCAUGCAACAUCUCUGAAAAUUAAAGAACAUGCAUGACAUUUCUCAUAGCAGCGAUGAUGAUCGUAGUCAGGGAACAAUGACGACGCCGUCCAGAUCAGAAGUCUGAUCUCGGAACCACUCAGCCAGCUACCUCCAUUGGGAUUCAAUGCCAGGACAGUUUAAAAGCCCACCGCCAUCCGACUGGCGAGGGCUGCAAAACCAGGCUUCGUCACCUGCGUCCUUCACACACCCUCUCUGCUGUUUCUCCAAGCCUGAACUAGCUGGCAGCAUGUCAACACCACAGUCAUUACCAGACUUUAACUGUACCCUUUUUAAUUUUU